AUGUUGAAGCUCAAUGUGGAAGACCAGACUAUUCCGGUUGCAGCCAACUUGCCACCAAGCUACCUAUCGGUGCAACCUCUUGGGCUUGGAAAAGGAUAUGCUGGGCCAGAAGUGACAUGGAUAGACAACCAGAAGCCUAUUUUUGCUGUCAGCUUCCAGCUGAUUUCCACUGUGUAUUCAAGAGACCAGCAUCUGCAAAACCUGUUCGCACAUGCUGAGCGGCUGCAUGAGCCCAAGACUGGUGCCAGCCUUCCACCAGAGACUGAGACAUGUAAAAUACUCAAGGCGACUCAUGCUAUACAGCUGAACACUGCCAUAGAAUUCCUACCCACCCUACUCAACCAGCUGUUCAGCUUAUUGGUCUUGUCGCCUAGUCCUGAUGUUGGCCUCAAUGUCAUCCGACUGUUGGUACACCUGGUUCAUUUAGUGCAGGAAGCUGGCCGUGGCGACACACUCUGCACAUACGUCAAGGUAAGUUAUUUACUCAUAGAACUUCCGUGAUGCUUGGUCUUGUCACCUAGUGCUGAUAUGGUAAUACAGUAAUUUUUACAAGCUCAUAAUUUUCAUGAACAAAUCACAAUCAAAAUGUGAAUGUCCAAGUUAAAAUCUUUUAAUGACAAAUUGAAUGUAACUAUAGGAUGUUUUACAGUACAAUAUGAAACCUUGGAUCUUUAUCUUUAAAUUUACGUAUGUUUUAGUUCAAACAAAGUAAAAAUAGACUUGCUGUGAGAGAUC
Molecule: messenger RNA, 735 nt
Organism: Homalodisca vitripennis (glassy-winged sharpshooter)
Lineage: Eukaryota; Metazoa; Arthropoda; Insecta; Hemiptera; Cicadellidae
Product: dedicator of cytokinesis protein 9-like
Exons: 4
Coding region: 1-501 (166 amino acids)
Biological process (GO): small GTPase-mediated signal transduction; positive regulation of GTPase activity
Molecular function (GO): guanyl-nucleotide exchange factor activity
Source: RefSeq, a predicted model, not a curated record